GUGCAUUUCAUAUAUAUAAUUUGGCACUCAAAUUUAGCAUCUAUCGUGAUAUAUCCAUCCAUUCUUGCUAUGAGUUGUGAUAUAUUUGAAUGAAAAUCAUAUAAAAGAUCAUUUACUUGUCAUUUGUUUAUUUUGCAGAAAAGUGCGAUAAGGCACUAUAAUCUUGAAGAUCUUGUCUACAAAGAAAGAGGAUACAAGACCGAGGGCCAAUAGAAGAGAAGGGGGGACUCGAGUAUGAAGAAUUAAAGAAAUGGAGGGACAAAACUAAAGAAGAAAGGGAUCUACUUAAGGCUAAAGAAGAGAAGGAGGGCAAAAGUGCAAAAAUGCAGAUCUGGGAGAGGAUCAAAAUCCCUAGCCGCAUCUCCAUUGCGACUAGGCCUGGCAUCUCCAUCUCCCUCACCCUCCUUCUCCACCUCCGGCUGCUGCCACGGCCAGGCCGGCGUGGUGGUGCGCCUCCCACCUCAUCACCCAUCUCCAUCCACCACUCCACCAUCACCUCCAUCCAUCAGCGCCAUGCCACCCAGCACCUCCACCAUGCACCACCAGCACCACUCCACUCCACCGCCGCAGCCAUCCAUCCAUCACGCACCACCAGCUCCACCAGAGCCACUCCAUCCACCUCCCUCUGCCCUCUAGUCUCCUCUGUUCCUCCUCUCCAUGCCCCCGCUGCUGCUGCUCUCUUCUCCACAGAACUGCUGCUGCUCCCUUCUUCCCCCAAACUCUACUGAUGCAUCUUCUUCCCUGAACCCCAAACCCUACUGCUGCUGCUCUUCCCUUCUCUCAAUCUCAUGCUACUGCUCCAUCUCCCAAACGUUGUUACUGCUCUUUCUCUUCACUGAAACUCAUGUUGCUGCUCCUCCUCCCACACCCAAAUUGCUGCUGCUUCGCUUCUUUUCUGAACCCAAGUUGCUGCCGCUUCUCACGCCCCUGACAAGACACCAUCACAGGGGAGUCUGAUCCCCUGCGUGCCUCUCCUCUCUGUCUUGUUGCUACUGCUACUAUCUCUCUUUCUCCCUCUUUAUAGUCUCUGAAUUUUCUGUAGGGCAAGAUGUUUAAAACUUUGUAAUGUUCAGAUUCUAAGAGUACCUGCUUCCUGUACUAGUUAAUUCUACUUCUUGUUUUUUAGUUGUUUUUUAGUACUAUUCUGUUGAUCUGCGAGUACUAGUUUAGUGGCUUGUGUAAUUCCGUUUGUAUUGUCACUCGUGUAACCUGAACCUUGGUGUAGUACCUUGUGCCCGUAUGUGUGGUUAUGUAUGUACUAUAGCUCCUGCGUUUAACUAUGUCCAUGUGAAAAUAUAUAUGUUUGUGUUAUGAUAUAUAUUUGUCCCUGUCAUACAAUCUUGUUUCUUCUCUCUUUUGCAUGUCAAUAGUUAUAUGUGUUCAUGUCUUGUUGACUCCUAUUUGUCAUUGAUGUUUGUCUGUGUUAGUGUUUUAAUUUCUCAAGCAUUACGGAACUACCAAAAAGACAAUGAGUAAAAUCUGAGUCUCCCUGUGCUCUUUGUAUUUUCUUUGUCGACGAUCAUUGGGAACAACCUUGUUUAGUGUAGGUUUAUUUUCUUGCUUUCAUAAUCUGAAUUGUGUUACCUAGCUUUAGCCAAGCACGAUCAUCGAUUUGCCUAGUCCCUGAGGAGAACACGACAUCCGUAGUUUGGGGCGUAAAAACCCCGCUAUACUUUCAAUUGAUCAUUUUGGCACCGUUGCCGGGGACUUGCGUCGAGUGACCGUGUUAGGCUAUAGACUAGAUUUACUUUAGUUCCUUGUUCAAUUUGUCGUGUAUUUCAUCUUCAGUAUUUUUCUUCUAUUUUCCCCCAUUGUUGCUUCGGCUUAUUAGGAUACUAACCUUCUGACUAGUGUUUACUGUUUAUGAGUGUGUGUAGGGAAUCAUAAAUCUUUGCAGGUUAUUCUAUAGUUACACUUGGUUAAGAUAUGGCAUUGCUUCGUGAUCUUUGGAUGCCAAGUAGUCAAUGUUAUAUCACAGGACCGGUUUGGCCAACUAUUGAGGUAGAGAAUUUUGAGAUGAAGCCUGGUCUUAUUGCUUUGGUUCAACAACAACAGUUUGGAGGACUGCCUACUGAGGAUCCUUAUGAGCAGUUACACCGAGUCAUGGAGUAUUCAGAUACAGUCAAGUACCAUGGAGUUCCUCAAGAUGCAAUCAUGUGCAGGUUGUUCACAUUCUCCCUCCGCGAUGAUGCUCGUGCUUGGUAUCGAUCCUUGCCAUCAAGGUCAUACAGUUGGAAUGAGAUAUAGCGAGCUUUCUUGGUUAAAUAUUUCCCACUACACAAGCAGUCCGCAAUUCGAGAUGAGAUCUUCAAUUUCGUUCAGCGUGAAGGCGAGAGCUUGAAUGAUGCUUGGGAGAGAUACAAAGCCUUAUUCAGGAGAUGUCCUAAUCAUGGGCUCGAGAGAUGGUUAGAGUUGCAGAUAUUCUAUAGAGGAUUGACUUCGAACACUCGAGCUUAUGUCGAUAUGGCAGCGGGUGGAGCUAUUACAAACAAGACACUUGAUGAAGCUUUUCUGCUGAUUGAGAGCAUAGCUUUCCACCAACUUCAGUGGUACAAUAAGAAGCCCACGUCUGAUUCAUUGGUUUGCUUGCAACAAAUCACUACACCUCAACCACCAAUUCUUACACAAAAGCAUGAGCCUCUAUCUCAGUGUGACAAGAUUGAGCUUGCAUGGAUUAUCUUUGACAAUGAUGACACCAUUUUAGUUGACACACACGCUACAGAUCAUAUGGAUACUAGUGUUGGAGAUACGGUUUUGCAUUGUGAUGAUUCUUCCAUGGAUGAGCCAGAGCUGCAGUUAGUUGUUUUUGAUAUUGAGGAGUCACCUUUAGUUGAUAUUGAUCAUGUGCUGCUAGAGCCAGAUAUGGAGAAGUUCACCUUUGAUGAUGUUAGCCGCAUUGCUUCCUCAACACUUGAGCCUGAGAUGGAGAGCUUCAUGGUUGAGUAUGGUGAGGUCGAUUCAGAUGUCGAGGAGCCAAGCUCUACUAUUUCACUUGUUGACACGAGUCCGGUUGAAAUUUCUACUACCACACCUCACUUGGCUGACCAAGUUCGAGAUGACAUCCCAUGGGAUCCUGGUGGAUUCACGGCAUGGUGAUGAGGAGAAGCAAAGAGCACACAUGAGGAAGAGUGAAGCUGGAGCAGGCAUGAGGAUAGAGAAGUAAAAAGAGAAGAGCUGCAGCUUAGAGAGUGAUCAAGCGAGUGCUACAUGAUCAAAGCCCGGUGAGCUGUUUUGUGACCCAUUCUGAAUAUCAUAAAUACAUGCUGAAUUCAAUUGCUAGUUGGGUUGCUUGAGCUAGUUAUUACUUGCUGUCAAGCUGAAAUUCACCUUUGGCAUUGUGCUUGAUGUGAUUUUGUGAACUUGAUUUCUGAAUGCCUUGUAAACUAGUGAUCUACACCAUGCAUGCUUUGCUGAAAUUUGUGGAAGUUAUUAGUUUUGAGUGCUCAAAUCCCUAGUGCACUAGAAAACUUGAUCAUUUUCUGCUUUUACCUUGAUACACCUAGAUCACCAUGUUUAGAUGCUGAAUUUGUGCUAAGUGUGUUCCCAUUGAGAGCAAUCACCUAACCACUAUGGAUUAGCAUGCUAUGUUCCCUGGAUCGGUAGCAUGUGAACCAGACAUGGAGAAGUGAUGAUUCCUGUUUUUGUGCUUAUGCGUUGUUCAUUUAAGAUAAGUAAUAUUUAAUAAAUAAGUCUGACUACCUACAGUAGCAUGUCAUGUUCCCGGGAUCGGUGGCAUGUGAAAUCGGGUUAGCUUGGGCAGUAAUUAAUAAUAAAAAUGUAAUUGUCGAACUAGGUGUAU
This is a messenger RNA of Triticum dicoccoides, 3799 nucleotides long. RefSeq lists its product as uncharacterized. The transcript has 2 exons. The record is from RefSeq and is a predicted model, not a curated record. Bases 2464 to 3096 code for a protein of 210 amino acids. Lineage: Eukaryota; Viridiplantae; Streptophyta; Magnoliopsida; Poales; Poaceae.